CAAUAUUUCUGAUAUACCCACUUGACCGAGCGUUUGAUUUCCUAGUUGUGUACUCUACUUUCGCCCAUGAACACGGGAGUCGGAAAGGCGCUAAUAGAAACGUGUUAACCAGUAUUAAAUAUAAAUAUUAUUACAAGCAAUGCGGAAAUUUAAGUUCUUGUUAGUUAUAUUACUAUUCUUUGUGAACUGCAUACGAGCUGAGGACGAAGAAAUAUGUGAUGAUAACGUGGGCUUUCGCUGUAGUAAUGGUAAUUUUAUAGACUGUUUGAACAAAUGCGAUGGCCAUAAGGAUUGUGAAGAUGGAUCUGAUGAAAUCUCGAUUCAUAAUAUCACAGAAAGUCCUUGUAAAGACCAAAAGUGCACGAAUGAUAAUUACCGCUGUAAUUACGGCGGUUGCAUUCCAAUAAUGAGCAAGUGCGAUAACAACAUGUUCAGUUGUGCUGACAACUCAGAUGAGUGGAAAUAUUAUUGCAAUAUACAUCCAAGUAAUCCUGAAGAAUUGAAAUCGUGUGAGUCUGGCCAUUUCAUUCCAGAAAAUAACUUUUGCAAUGGAAGAAUUGAUUGCCCUUAUGAUCAGAGCGACGAACAGCCUUUUUUGUGUCAUUUACGUGAUUGUUCUCUCAGGACGCAUUUCCGUUGCAAAUCUGGUGGAUGCAUACCUAAAAAUAAAAUCUGCGAUUCAAUUAUAGAUUGUUUUGAUAAUUCGGACGAGAAAGAAUGUGGAACAAAAGAAAAAGUUCAAGACUCUACAGUCCCUAGACAGGGCUGUCCAAUUAAAAAAGAUUCAAAUUAUGAUAUAAAACAUGAGAUGGAGAACUAUAAAAUUAAUCCCGGGGAAUGGGUUUCCGCCAACACGCGCAUUAUUAUUAAAUGUAAAAAUAACUUCUUUUUCCUCGGCAGAAACGAAUCCCAGUAUAGAAUAUGUAAAAAAUAUGGUGCAAAAUAUGUGUGGGAUCAACCACUACCAGAUUGCAUUAAAUAUUGCGAUGCAAGCAUUCUACAUAACAGCAAAUCUACAGUAGCGAAAUGCUCAUUUCACGGAUCGAUGGUUCCUUGUGACAAAAUUGUACCUAAUACAAUUGCGAAAGUGGAGUGUGCUAAUAGUUAUAAAAUACCGCAAGAACUAGGCGAUUUUGGUUCCUAUGAGAUGACCUGUACACCCCAAGGAAAUUGGAGCAAAAGAAAAAUCAAUUGUCAGCCAAUUUGCGGCCGUCAAGAGAGUUUCUACGACGCAGGCGCAUCAGAAGCCCCAUGGCAUGUAGGUGUCAAAACAAAUUUGUACGAGAAGUGCGGAGGUACUAUUGUCUCUCCAAGAAGUGUGAUAACUGCUCUACAUUGUGUCCAAAGGGAAGAUGAAGAAGUUCUUGACCACAGAAAAGUUUUCGUGAUAAUCGCCGGGGAUUUAAAAAAUGGACAUACUCAGAUUAUUACUGUCAACGUGUCUGAGAUCUUCGGAGGAGGACAAAUCGAUAUUGCCAUAUUAAAACUAAGCGAAAUACUUACUUUGAGUAACAACAUAAGACCGAUUUGUAAUACUGAGAGCGUAUAUAUUGUAGAGUCCAAACGAGCAUUUCUUCAUGGUUGGCCAAAGGAUUCAAACAAAUUUGCAGAUGUAUUUCACAAAACCGAACUACAAGUAUUGCCUCGUGGUAACUGCGGCGCCAAUUUGAAUGGAAGCUAUAUUUGCGUGCGCCCAACAUUUCAACUUGAGAAGAAUGAGACGCUGUGCGAGGGACAUAGUGGAAGCGGAAUCAUUGUCGAAAAUGACGGCGUCAACUAUAUAAUUGGCAUACUUAGCUUUAAGCCUUCCCGCACAAAAACCUGUACAAACGAGCCUAUUGUUGCCGUCAUGUUUAACCAAAUACCAGAAACACUAAAAACUAGCAUUAGAGGGGACCGAGAAAGAAUGUUUGAACUGGAUGCAAACGGAGUUUGGUACAAAUAAAAGAAUAUGAAUGCACUAAAAAAAAUUAAAGAAAUUUAUAAUGUGUUUGUAUACUUGUAUGUAAUAUAUAAUAUAUGCUUAAGUAAGAGAGAGUGCGGUACACGUAGGUAUAGGUCCGCCACACUGUAGCAUAAAUGUAGAAAUCUUAUAACAGUAAAAAUGUCACACCCUUUCAUUAUUAAUACGAAUAUAUGGUAUGAUGACCUAAGUCGAUUUAGGCAUGUCCGACAGGGCGUCAGUCCGCCUGUCUGUAUAUACGUGAACUAAUCGCUCAGUGUUUGAAACAUCGAUCUGAAAUUUAGCACACAUCCUUUUCUCCCCAAGAAGCUACUCAUUUGUCGGAACAGCCGAUAUCGGACAUUUAUUACAUGGAGCUGUCAUACAAACUGAACGAUCAAAACCAUGUCCUUGUAUGGAAAACUUUCUUAUUUUCGCUUAUAAUCCGAAUUCAUCUAUUUUCACAAAGUGAGUAGGGACGUCAAAACAUUUGUCCUAGUCGUUUGGUUAUUAUAGCUUGAAUGGUUUAGGAGAUAUGUGCAUUUAACUUAUUCGAUGAUGGGGCCAUGAUCACUCUAGAAAAAAUUCAACCAUAGAUGCCCCAUCAUAAUGCGUUAUUAUUGUGGAGCAAAGGUGUGUCACUUUAUGGUUUCCUUAAUUUACCUUAACUUAUUAAUACCUAUAGUUUCUAUAGAUAUAGAUGGUUGUGUACUACCAAAUAUAGCUGACCUGUUUUGAAUUAAAGCAGUGAAUUCCUCCAAUAUGUGGUUGAUUGUUCGGUUUGCAUAUUACAAUGUGUGCAACUUGGUUUCUCAGUUCUUUUCGGCAGGUAACAAUGUGAACCUAAGAUGUGGUCUAUUCUGAGGGUAAAAAAAUUUCUGAGGUCUUGACAUUUACUGUCAUUUGGGUAAUUUGUUUUGACAUCGGUGAGAUUUGGCUCUGGCUGCUAACGCGUUGAGAGCUUGUUUUUAUCAUACUUGUAUUUCGUCUGUCUUUUACGGUAAAGUGUGCAAAUGGAAGUAUUGGUUCUCUUCUUGCGCGUUAGUCAGCAUAGUGAUUUCCAAUAUUGCCUUUCUCUCCAGAGAGGAGUGGGAAAGGGGCGUAGUUGACAAGGAAGCAGGGAAAAGCUUCUAUACGGAUGGUUCCCAACUAGAUAACCGCCAAGUAGUCGGCGGUGUCUUUUCAGCUAAACUAGAUACCCUUUCUGCUUCCAGACCACUGCAGUGUAUUCCAAGCGGAGUUCACAGCAAUUAAAGAGAGCCUUCUUGUACUCACAGGGAGUGUAAUCACAACAAGAAAUAUAUUUAUAUAUACAGACAGCCAGGCGGCUUUAAAAUCUCUAAUGUCUCAUAGGAUUUCGUCUAAGAUAGUGAAAGAAUAACGUAAUAUUCUAAUGGAUCUACCAUUCUAUUUCACGAUAACCCUGCAAUGGGUCCCAGGACACAGUGAUAUCCCCGGGAGCUGUGUAAUAGAUGAACUAGCCGGAAAGGCACCACCCUACAACUAGAUUCUGGAAAGGAGGACAUAUAUAUGCCUCUGUCUACUUGUAGAUACUUAAUCGACAAACAUGUCAUUAACAUAGCUGAGUCUCAGUGCAAUCAGUCCCUGACUUGCUCAACAAGCAGGCAAACGUGGCAUAAAUGGAAUAUGAGCCGGACACGCCGCUGUUAAAGUUCAAACGAAAUGAUAUAAGAACUCUAGUAGCAGUACUAACAGGCCACUGUCUAAUAGGCAGGCAUGCAAGUAUUGUAUACUUGGUACGCUAUAUAACGACUAUUGUAUAAGCUGUCGGGAAGUAGGAGAGGGGGAUACCAUUAAGCAUCUUCUAUGCGAUUGCGCGGCACUAUAUAGGAAAAUAAUCAAAGCUAUUGGUCGCGGGUUUCUUGACUACGUCUCGGAGGUUGCACGGAUAAAACUUGUAUUACUGAUAAAGUUCAUCAGAAGUACGGAGUGGUUUAGAGAGGAGCCAAUAGAGUGAAGGGACCUUAGUUCCGGUGGUAUCACAAUGGGCCUCUUAAAGGCCUAGGUGUGUCAAAUUGCCACUCUACCUACCUACCUACCUUCAUUUAGAAAAACCAAAUUCAGCAAUUUAACUCCAUUGCUCAUUGUAAAAGUAUCCUCAGCUUGCCUUAAACAUUACGAAAUAGAAGAUCAUCCUCUCCAUUAAAAUUACCCUGCUUUUCAGUUUUUUGUCAACUGUCUCUAUAUAUGUAUGUAUGUCUUCUCCAUGUUGUUCGUUAAAUCGAGUACUGACAAAUUCCCGUUGUUCGUUAUUUAAUACUACUGUAUUUGUCAUUCAAUUAAAUUAUGCUUAAGAAUAUGUUUCUAUUCUAUAAUGAAAGUUAUUCUAAGUAUUAUAUGGUGACUAGGGUAAUUCAUGGAUGGAUUUCAUUCAUUUUUAGCGCCAAAUUUAGACUUUCGUUAUUAGCCCUCUGACUGAUUUCCGUUUUUGGUUGAAGUUGUCACAUAUUUAGCGCACUAUUUAUGCUAAGUUUUAUUCCCAUAUCUUUAUUGCUGUUAAAUUUAUGUAAUGUUAAAUAAAAUAAUUUGAUGGAA
This is a messenger RNA of Bactrocera oleae (olive fruit fly), 4498 nucleotides long. RefSeq names its product modular serine protease. Gene Ontology annotation, molecular function: protein binding; serine-type endopeptidase activity. Gene Ontology annotation, biological process: proteolysis. The record is from RefSeq and is a predicted model, not a curated record. Lineage: Eukaryota; Metazoa; Arthropoda; Insecta; Diptera; Tephritidae.